Molecule: messenger RNA, 1261 nt
Organism: Phoenix dactylifera (date palm)
Lineage: Eukaryota; Viridiplantae; Streptophyta; Magnoliopsida; Arecales; Arecaceae
Source: RefSeq, a predicted model, not a curated record
CCAGCUCUAUAACUUCGGCCCUAUUAAUACAUCAUCUGAGCCCCUCCCCUUUUGGGACCUCAUCACCUUCUUGCGGUCCCGUCCUUACCCUUCCCCUUCCCUUCAGCAUCUCUCUCUCUCUCUCUCUCUCUCUCUCGCGCUCCCCCCCUCCCUCCUUCCCUCUCCCUCUCUCAGAGCAUGAGCAUCUUAAGUAUGAUAGAGGCAAGACUGCCUCCGGGGUUCAGAUUCCACCCUCGGGACGAGGAGCUUGUGUGCGACUACCUCGCGAAGAAGGACUCAGGUGAUGGUGGGAAUGGCAGCUUCUAUGGUUGCCCUAUGAUGAUCGACGUUGACCUCAACAAGUGCGAGCCAUGGGAUCUUCCCGAGCUGGCAUGCGUGGGUGGCAAGGAAUGGUACUUCUUCAGCCUCCGGGACCGGAAGUAUGCGACCGGGGAGCGGACGAACCGGGCGACCCAGUCAGGUUAUUGGAAGGCCACUGGGAAGGACCGACAAAUAAGCCGGCACGGGGUACUUGUCGGGAUGAGGAAGACUCUGGUCUUCUAUCAAGGGAGAGCUCCCAGGGGGAGGAAGACUGACUGGGUCAUGCAUGAAUUUCGCAUGGAAGGACACAGCAACCCGCCAAAGUUUUCUUUCGCCAACAAGGAAGAUUGGGUCUUGUGUAGAGUAUUCUGUAAGAGUAGAGGAGUCACCACCAAGCCAAUCACGGAGACUUGCUGUCAUGACUCAAGCUCUUCCGCCCUCCCUCCCCUCAUGGACACGUAUGUUACAUUCGACCAAGCUCCACUGAGCUUAGAAAGGUACGAGCAAGUUCCCUGCUUCUCCAACCAUCCUCUAAACCUGGCAUUUCACCACCCAAAUGCCAUAGUUCCCACCAUCCCUUUGGUUGAAAGAAGCCUGCCCACCAAGAUCUCAGCACAUAUGGGGAGCCUGCCAGAUAUGAGUUCUUGUGAUAAGAAGGAUAUAAGGGCUGUUGACAUCCCGAAGUUGGAGGACAACCCAAAGAGAGAGGUCCAUCCAAAUCUAGCUCAAGGAAGCUUAGAGGGCUACUUAACUGAAAAUGGCCUGUCCAAUAUUUGGAACACUUGUUGAUUUAGUGAGAUUUGUAGCGUCUGUUAGGAAUUGGUCAUAAAACAUUUGUAGCCACCCACAAAACCUGUACAUAAAUAUAAUCCCAUACCUCUGUUGAGACGAGUGUUUUCUUAGCAUUGUGCAUUUAUUUACCUAUAAGAAAAGAUCUUUUUUGGGGUGUGUUCAGUAAAUU